Molecule: messenger RNA, 1923 nt
Organism: Leptosomus discolor (cuckoo roller)
Lineage: Eukaryota; Metazoa; Chordata; Aves; Leptosomiformes; Leptosomidae
Gene: SLC20A1
Product: solute carrier family 20 member 1
Biological process (GO): phosphate ion transmembrane transport
Cellular component (GO): membrane
Molecular function (GO): phosphate transmembrane transporter activity
Source: RefSeq, a predicted model, not a curated record
UUCAUCAUCGCCUUCGUCUUGGCCUUCUCUGUUGGUGCCAACGACGUGGCCAAUUCCUUUGGGACAGCAGUGGGCUCAGGGGUGGUGACCCUCCGGCAAGCCUGCAUCUUGGCCAGCGUCUUUGAGACGGUGGGUUCUGUCCUCCUGGGAGCCAAAGUCAGCGAGACCAUCCGGAAAGGGCUGAUCGACGUGGAGAUGUACAACUCCACCCAGCAGCUGCUGAUGGCGGGGUCGAUCAGCGCCAUGUUCGGAUCUGCUGUGUGGCAGCUAGUGGCUUCGUUCUUGAAGCUCCCCAUUUCUGGUACCCACUGCAUCGUUGGUGCAACCAUUGGCUUUUCACUGGUGGCCAAAGGGCAGGAGGGUGUCAAGUGGUCUGAGCUGCUAAAGAUUGUAUUGUCCUGGUUCAUCUCACCCCUCCUUUCGGGCAUCAUGUCUGCUGUCCUGUUCUUCCUCGUCCGGAGGUUCAUCCUCUGUAAGGUGGAUCCCGUUCCCAACGGCUUGCGAGCUUUGCCAGUCUUCUAUGCCUGUACCGUGGGGAUCAACCUCUUCUCCAUCAUGUAUACCGGUGCACCUUUGCUGGGCUUUGACAAACUUCCUCUCUGGGGUAUCCUCCUAAUUUCGGCGGGGAGUGCUGUUGUCUGUGCUCUCGUCGUCUGGUUCUUUGUAUGUCCAAGAAUGAAGAAGAAAAUCGAACGAGAAAUCAAAUCAAGUCCUUCUGAAAGCCCCUUGAUGGAGAAGAACAUCAGCCCGAAGGAGGACCACAAGGAGCCCAAGGUGCCCCUGGGCGAUGCCAAGAGCCCUGUUGCUGAUGUGGGGUUGGCCGUGCCCCACCGGGCAGCAGUGGAGGAGCGGACAGUCUCUUUCAACCUGGGGGACCUGGAGGAGGCUCCGGAGCAGGAGAGGCUCCCCAGCCUCCUGAAGGAAACCAGCAUCGACAGUGGAGCUGUGCGGCUGCCCAACGGCAACCUCGUCCAGUUUAACCAGGCUGUGGGCCACCAACUGAGCUCCAGCGGGCAGUACCAGUACCACACCGUGCACAAGGACUCCGGCCUCUACAAGGAGCUGUUGCACAAACUGCACCUGGCCAAGAUGGGGGACUGCAUGGGGGACUCGGGGGACAAGCCCCUGCGGCGCAACAACAGCUACACCUCCUACACCAUGGCCAUCUGCGGCAUGCCCCUGGACUCCCUCCGUGCCAAGGAGGGGGAGGAGAUGGAGAAGCUGACCUGGCCCGUGGUGGACACCAAGAAGAGGGUCCGCAUGGACAGCUACACCAGCUACUGCAACGCGGUGGCGGAUGCCCACCCGGCUGCAGACGUGGAUCUGAACACAGCCCAGGUGGAGAUGGGCGUCAGCGACCACAAGGGCAGCAGUAGCUCCCUGGAAGAAUGGCAUGACCAGGACAAACCCGAGGUGUCCCUCCUCUUCCAGUUCCUGCAGAUCCUCACUGCCUGCUUUGGCUCCUUCGCUCACGGUGGCAAUGAUGUCAGCAAUGCCAUAGGUCCCCUGGUCGCACUCUACCUGGUCUAUCAGACGAGUGAUGUGGCUGCCAAGGUGGCAACUCCCAUCUGGCUCCUGCUCUAUGGAGGUGUGGGGAUUUGCAUCGGCUUGUGGGUCUGGGGAAGGAGAGUCAUCCAGACGAUGGGGAAGGACCUGACUCCCAUCACACCAUCAAGCGGCUUCAGCAUCGAGCUGGCGUCUGCCCUGACGGUGGUGAUCGCCUCCAAUGUUGGCCUCCCCAUCAGCACAACCCACUGCAAGGUGGGCUCCGUGGUCUCAGUGGGCUGGUUGCGCUCCAGGAAGGCGGUGGACUGGCGCCUCUUCCGCAAUAUCUUCAUGGCUUGGUUUGUCACCGUCCCCAUCUCGGGUCUCAUCAGCGCUGCCAUCAUGGCUGUCUUCAAGUACGCCAUCCUGAAGGUGUGA